This is a messenger RNA of Corythoichthys intestinalis (scribbled pipefish), 6395 nucleotides long. RefSeq names its product polyketide synthase 1 (gene pks1). Gene Ontology annotation, biological process: fatty acid biosynthetic process. Lineage: Eukaryota; Metazoa; Chordata; Actinopteri; Syngnathiformes; Syngnathidae. The record is from RefSeq and is a predicted model, not a curated record. Gene Ontology annotation, molecular function: 3-oxoacyl-[acyl-carrier-protein] synthase activity; phosphopantetheine binding; fatty acid synthase activity. The transcript has 6 exons. Bases 70 to 6228 code for a protein of 2052 amino acids.
GCCACCCCCUUUUGUGUGCUUAUAAAGGGAAAAAAGUCAAUCUUGAGAGUUGAAAACUAGAAGGACAGAAUGGAUGAACCUGACCUGGACAUCGCCGUCAUCGGAAUUGGAUGCAACUUUCCUGGAGGUGAAGGCUUGGAAAAUUUCUGGAGGGUUCUACUUGAAGGGCAAAACUGUGUUGUGGAUAUUCCAAUCGAGAGGUUUGACGUGGACUCCUGGUACGAUCCCGAUGGGAGUAAACCCGGAAAGACGCAAACUGCAAAAGCUGCUCUUAUAGACGGGUUGAACGAGUUCGACCACAAUUUUUUUGGCAUGCUGGAGGCAGAGGCAGACGUCAUGGACCCUCAGCACAAACUGCUCCUUCAGUGCACCUUAAGGGCCUUGGAGGAUGCCUCCAUCCCCAUGGAGCGCAUCAGCGGAAGCAGAACCGGAGUUUAUAUUGGUCUAAUGAACAGAGACUACGAGAUACUGCGAAGUAACAGUCCUGCCUCUAUCAAUCACUACAACGCCACGGGAACGGCCAUGAGCAUGGCAGCUAACAGGAUCUCCUACACCUUCAAUCUCACUGGUCCGUCAUUUGCUGUGGACAGUGCCUGUUCUUCUUCCUUGGUGGCUCUGCACCUAGCCUGUCAGGCCAUAAGACAGGGGGACUGUGAGAUGGCACUGUGCGGAGGCGUCAACUGCAUCUUGGAGCCUCAAGUGUUUGUGGCCCUGAGUAAGGCCAGGAUGAUCUCGCCCCAAGGCACUAGCAAGCCUUUCUCCAGUCAGGCGGAUGGCUACGGAAGAGGAGAGGGAUGUGGCGUCGUUCUUCUGAAACCGCUCAGAAAUGCAUUGCGAGACUGCAACAAAAUCUGGGGUAUUGUCGCUAAAACGUCCAUCAACCAAGACGGACGCUCUGUUUCGCCCAUCACCAAGCCGUCCUCGCGUCAACAAGAGGAGCUGCUGAGACAAAUAUACUUGGAGCGGGACCUGGCCGACGUCCAGUACAUCGAGGCUCACGGAACCGGAACCCCCGUCGGAGAUCCGACAGAAGCAACAAGCAUCUCGAAUGCGGUUGCUAAAGCCAGAAGCGGCCGUAAAGGCGCGCUUUGGAUUGGUUCCGUGAAGGGAAACAUCGGACACACGGAAUCUGCGGCCGGGGUUGCCGGACUCAUCAAAGUGCUGCUCAUGAUGAAGCACCAGACCAUUGUUCCAUCUGUUUUCUACUCCCGAGACUGUGCUAACAUAGACCCUAAAGUCAUGGGGAUUAGUAUUCCAACAGAAGCGGAGAAGUGGACAACAAACGGAUCGUGGGACCGGGUAGCUGGGAUUAACAGUUUUGGAUUUGGAGGCACAAAUUCGCAUGUCAUUGUAAGAGAAUAUAACCAGACCACAAACCUAGUGCAGAUCCCAAAAGAUGGUCCCAAAGUUUUUGUAGCUUCUGCAGCCUCUGAGAAAUCUUUAAUCCGAUGCCUCAGUGACACCCACAGAAGGCUUCUCGACAGUGAAGCGGCCGACGUACAUUCGUUAGCCUACACCUCAGCUUGUGGGCGCAGUCACUCAAAGCACAAAUACCGCAAGGUUGUCAUUACAUCAACCCUCCCGAAUUUACAGCAGCAGCUAGCGUCUUUGCCAGAAGCUAAAGUGAUUUCCGCAAAGCCUGAGGUGGUCUUUGUUUUUAGUGGAAACGGUGUUGCCUUCAGAGGCAUGUGCAAUGAGCUCUUUAGCACCAUUCCUAUUUUCAAAGACAAAGUGAUGGAGGCAGAGGUCCUCUUUCAGAAGAAAAACCGACACAUCGGAAUCAGUCAGUACCUAUCCGGAGAGCUGGAAGCUGACCUGAGCCGGCCAGAUGUGGUCCAGCCACUGCUUUUUGCGAUUCAGGUUGCUUUAGCGGCCCUCCUGAAGCACUGGGGCGUCAAACCGAACGCGGCGCUUGGGCACUCCUUAGGUGAGGUCUCUGCCGCUCACUGCUCAGGCCUCUUGUCUCUUGAGGAUGCUGUUAACGUGGUGUAUCACCGCAGCGUGCUUCAAAGCAGUGUCACUGUAGGGAAGAUGCUUGUAGUAAGCAACAUACUCCUAGAAAAUGUGCUGAAAAUCCUUCAGGACUUCUCAAAGAAUGUUAGCGUGGCCGCCUUUAACAGCCCACGCUCUUUUACUUUGUCAGGAGAUGAGGACGCUGUAGAUCUCCUCCGCGACAAACUGCAGAGCAUGUACGCUGACGAAAUCUUUCUCCAUACCUUAGAUGUUACGGCAGCUUACCACAGUCAUCUAAUGGAUCCUAUUCUUGAAGACAUUGAGAGUAUUUUAGGUGAUUUAGCUGUAAGCGAGAUGGAAUGCGAUCUUUUUUCCACUGUGACGGGAGAUAAGUACGCAGGUGGUGACUUUGGAAGUGGCAGCUAUUGGGCAAAGAACAUCAGAGAACCCGUUUUGUUUGAGCAAACGCUGCGUGCCGUCACCAAGGAUAACCAGUCUAGAAGAAAAAUGGUCCUUUUGGAGAUUGGACCCCGCAGGGCUCUUCAAAAAUACAUCCACGAGACGCUAGGAAAUGAGUUUAUUGUUCUGUCCUCUGUUCAACCACAUGAAGAAUAUGAAAGUAUUUUAUCCACAGUGGGGAAACUAUUCGAACUGGGGGUCGACGUGAGCUGGGAAACGCUCUACCGAGGUUACGAAACUCCACCCACGGCGUUCCCGCGCUAUCAUUUUGACCACACAAAGAAAGAGAUGUACUUUGAUGAUGUCAGAAAAGUACACGACUUGUCUUCUUCUCUAUCACAUCCACUUAUAUCUCCAAUAAGGGAGAACAACAAAGAGUAUGUGUGCAAUUUAACCGCGGCGUAUCUCGCUGAGCACAAACACAACGGCAUCCCUGUUGUCCCUGGUGCCUUCUACGUGGAGCUAGCGUUGGCUUCAGUGUUGGCCUAUAUGAACCUGAGGAGAUCCGUCUCCUGUGUCCAGCUCAGUGUGACAUUCCAUCAUCUGCUCAGCACUGAUGGUCGUGAAUUAAAAGUGAGGCUGGAAGAGACUAAAGGUCUCUUUACAAUGAGUUCCUCUGCCGCCACUCAUGCCUCUGGUACUUUCAGGUGCUCAGAUGGACCAGCUGUAGUUGAGGAACCAACUAUUUGUCCAGACGGAAUCUUGAAAAGGUGUACUUUCAUCGUAACAACCAAAGAAUUUUAUUCCAUUCUUGCUAGAGCUGGAUUUGAAUAUGGUUCAGUUUUCAAACAGCUUAACGAUGUGCAUUUUGGAGACGAAUUUCAAGAGGUGGCGACAACACUUCGUGUCCCAAAAGAACUCAUCAAGAAUCUUCAGGAUUAUGUCAUCCAUCCUGUGCUGUUGGACUAUUUCUUGCAAAUGACUGCUGCCGUAGCUUCGAGGGAUCUCCCGGAGAAGCGGGGCUUCCCAACAGCGAUCGGCAGUGUUGUCGUUUCAGGACCACUGCCAGAAGAGAUGUUUAUCUACAUGCGUGCAACCGAAAAGACACCAAACCUCCUGAAAGUGUGUGGUUGCCUUGCAACCAAGGAUGGGAAAGUACUAGUGGAACUUCAAGACGUGCAAAUUAAGUUCCUGGGAGGUUCCUCGCAUGUUCCUCCAUCAGUGUUUUUCCACAAUGAAACAAUUCCUAUUCCAAGCAAGUCAAAUUGUGGCAUGAAGAUAAGAGCGUUAAUUUUUGCUGACAAGCUAGGCAUCGCAGAAGCACUUGGGCCAUAUUUGCAUCCAGAGUCGCACUCCGUGGAGGACAAAGAGAACUGGACAACGGGCCAACUCCGAGACGUUGUUCUUGGCAACGACUCCAUGAGAGACGUUCUCUUCAUUUGGCCUGCUGAGGAUCUCAGCUAUUUAUCAGCUCCUAGCGUACUAGACCGUUUGGUAGCCUGCUGCGAGUCAUUCCGACAGAUUGUUUUAGCCUUGAAAGAGCGUAAGCAGUCUUGUACUGUGCGCGUUAUCACCUACAGAUCCACAGAGAAUAUGGUGGAUUGUGUGAGUUCUGGUUUUGCACUGUCUGGUAUGAUUAAGGCUUGUGCGGCAGAAGUACCGGGUAUCUCUUUUCAGCUCAUUGACCUAAAGUCUCUAACCGCAACAGACAUCCAAUCUCUAGUCGGAGUCAUUACCUCUUGCAAACAGGCAGAAGUCAUCGUUGGUCAAGGACAGAUGUCAACAACAAAAAUUACACGUACGCAAAUUUUGGAUAAAGUUUCAUUGAAUGGUGACUUAAAAUCAGUGAGAGAUUUUGUCCUACAGACCAGUCAUCCUUACAGAGUUGAAGGUUUGACCGCUACUAGCAUUGGCACGGAUGAAGAGACGAUUUCAGAUAAAUCGGUUGAGGUUCAGCUAACGAACGUGUGUGUCCACUCAUCUGAUUAUUUCCCCGUGACCCUUUCACACCUCCGUUUUGGGAACACCUUGUAUUGGAACACCCACACGGCGCACCAUCACACUCUCCUGGCGCUCGAUUUUAGCGGCAUUGUAACGGCUGUCGGGAAAGACGUUCGUCAUCUAAGAGCCGGCGACCGCAUCGCGGCAAGUUACCCGACCGCUACGGCGACGAGGGUCGUCGUUCCGGAUUCCGUGUGUUACGACGUCGAGAAACUUCCAUUCUUGAAAGAAUGUCCAAGCGUGUCCUUCUUCAUUUUGGCGUGGGAGAUUCUUCAGCGUACUCUUCCCGCUGUGAAACCGAGACAGAAAAAAAUGAGCAUUGUCACUCCAGAUUUAGCUUCUGUGUUUACGAAAGUGUUAGCGUUGACGGCAAACAGAUCGGGCUGGAAUGUGUCCUGUGUGGCCCAUUUGUCGACAGGAGAGCAGAGUCCUGAUCCAUGUCACGCUCUUGUCUUUUUGCCACCGUUUGACGAAUCUUGGCAGGAUUUGAGUAACUACGACCUCUAUGAGCGUCAUUUAGUUUACGUGUGCGGAACUGGCCAAUCGUUCCCACGCUGGCCGUUGAAGAGCAGCUUCCUCCAGGUGUACGUGAUCAACGUGACUCAUGUUCUUCAAAGAAUUUACCUCAAAUCGCAAGGCACAACCAUCUUUAAGUGGCUCUCAUCACUUGGCUUUGAUCGUGCGUCUCUACCUAUUAAAAUAGAAGCGUUUCCAAUCUCAAACCGGGCAAAAGACCAAAUUCACGAGUCUUACUUUUCCACCAAAACAGUGCGCCAAGUGGUUUUGGAAACCAGCGUACCCAAUUGCCAGUUGUCAGAUAUUGUCCUGCUAAGCAAGCCAAGGCGACUCUUCAACAAAUGCUGUACUUACAUUGUUUCUGGAGGUCUCACCGGGUUGGGUUUUGAAACGGUUAAGUUCAUCGCCCGUAACGGCGGCGGUUGCAUUGUGACGUUGUCCAGGCGCAUGCCGACGUCUGAAAUGCAAUCUGAACUGGAUGUCAUUCAGAAAAGAUACAACAUCACCAUCGUGAACAUUCAGUGUGACGUUUCAGUGUCGCAGCAAGUGGAGGAAGCCGUCACAAAAACCGAAGAGAGUUUGCGUCGUGCCAUCAAAGGGGUGUUUCACAGCGCAGCUGUGCUCCACGAUGCGCCCAUUGAAACCCUCAACAGGUCUCUUUUGCUGAAGGUCCUGCAACCUAAAGUGAGCGGCGCCCUAAAUCUCCACCACGCCACGCUCGAUAAGAAGCUCGACUUCUUCGUGUGCUACUCCUCCAUCUCCUCCCUCGUCGGGAAUGAGUCACAGUCCAACUACGCGGCGGCCAAUUCUUUCCUGGACAAGUUUUGCCUUUACCGGAGGAACCUCGGCCUGGCCGGGCAGUCCGUUAAUUGGGGUCCUCUGAAUCUUGGCCUCCUGCUCAACAAAAAACACAUCCAACGGCACCUUGAGGCGAAAGGGAUGACCGUCAUGGAGGUGGGUGAGAUUCACGAAGCUCUCGCCCAGGUCCUUCUCACCAACAGACCUCAGCAGCUCGUGUGCAAGUUUAAUUUUCGAAAACCGUUCCUCAGAGAACGACUGCCGGGCUUGGUGGAGGCAGAGCUAAAAGACCAGGGGAGCGAUGAUCCACCACUUCCACAAUUAUCUCCCCCACUUGAAUGCGUAAGAAGAAUCAUUUGUGAAGUUCUCAACUUUAGCGAGGGCGAGCUGGAUCUUAACGCCGCUCUUGGCGCACUCGGUGUUGACUCCAUGUCAGCCGUGACCCUUCAGAGUAAGAUUACGCAAGCAACAGGAGUUAACGUACCACUGGUCAUGUUACUUGACCUAAACACGACGGUGGCAACUUUGGAAAGCUUUGUGGUGAAUAAUAAUGUUAUGUGAGGCAUGAGGAAGAUGGAAAAUGUCCACUUCCAGACAAAAGUAAAGAGUGCUACAAAAGAGGGUUAGCAAUUCUGAGAUUAAAGUCAGAAUUCUGACCAGCCUUUCUUUAAUUCUUGACUGCAUAAUUUUGUCCCCAUACAAUCUUGACCAGAACGGUCAAGAAAUGU